Molecule: messenger RNA, 1699 nt
Organism: Homarus americanus (American lobster)
Lineage: Eukaryota; Metazoa; Arthropoda; Malacostraca; Decapoda; Nephropidae
Product: mitochondrial import inner membrane translocase subunit TIM14-like
Exons: 5
Coding region: 964-1362 (132 amino acids)
Biological process (GO): protein import into mitochondrial matrix
Cellular component (GO): PAM complex, Tim23 associated import motor
Molecular function (GO): ATPase activator activity
Source: RefSeq, a predicted model, not a curated record
ACGGCUACAUUUGGCUACAUUUGAGUACAUUUGGAUAAUUAGUUGGACCCCCUGGAGGAGCUCAGCAGAACAGGUGAGGAUGAUGUCAGUGAAGACGACGCGGCUACAAUUAAGAUUAGCAGUAUGAACAUCAAAGUUCUUGCCGAAAUUAUGCAACUCAGACGAACUUACACCAACAAAGUUAUGGAGAUGGAUCCCAUAAUGGAGAGGAGCUUUAAGUUUAAGAAAGAGAUUGAGACUGCAUCACUCUCCUACAGAGAAAUCCAAAGGAGACUUCAGAAAAUGGCACAGCAAAUAUCACUCACCAGUUUUUUUUUCAGCCAUUUACCUCUGCUUCAACAUCUUGCACCAAUAAAUUCUCUGCAAAGGCAAGCACCUCUGCCACAACUAAAAGUGAUGUCCGGGAACAAAGUGAAAAUGUAGGUACACAGACACAUACGUUGAAAUUAAAGAAGCAGAGUAAAAUAAAUCAAAGGAUUAUGGAGACGUGGAACUGACUCCCAUAAACAUCAUAUGUGCACUGUCCAUCCAAGCUUUGAGCACUGCCUUUGUAAGUUUAGGAGCAAUCAGUCUGUAUCAAGAGAUAUUGGAGCCAAGGUCACUACUGUGAAUAAAUACCAGCCUGGCAGCAGCUAUCUAGACAAAGAAGAAUCUGCCUGAGUUAGCCCUCCUCACGCCUGCAUCUCCCUUGCAGUCGUCCUUCUGACUUCCACUCCAACACUAAUCAAUAGAGAUGCUCGAGUCACUGAGGAUGCUAAGAAUAAGAGUGUGCCUCGCUGAACUUUCUUGACUGCAAAUACUGUAAUACCAAGUCAACAGCCUGUGGAGUCAUACAAAUAUAGUCUGGGUGUCUGAAGUGCUGGAGUGCAGGCACCAGUCUGGUGACCUUUCUUUGGACAUUUUUAAUCAAUCAGUCAAGUCUUUAACAUAUCUCGUGGACCAAUCAGUGGGACAUUUCUCCAAAUGGGGAAGCACAUCAUUUUUGAAGAGCGUUAUGAGGGACAGACCAUCAAGGCUAGUAGUGUGAUACUGGUUGGCCUGGGGCUGGCCACUGUUGGCUUUGGUGCUCGAUUUGUUCUACGCACGAUGCCUACACUGGGGAAGAAGAUGGCUGAGGCAGUAAACGGUAUACCUAAACUGGAUGGCAAGUCACUUGUAAACAGCAAAUAUUACAAAGGUGGAUUUGAGCCCAAGAUGACAAAGCGGGAAGCAUCACUCAUCUUAAAUAUAUCGCCAAAUGCCAGCUCUUUAAAAGUUAAAGCAACUUAUAAGAAGAUGAUGCUGGUUAACCAUCCUGACAGAGGUGGCUCCCCGUACAUCUCUGCUAAAUUAAGUGAAGCCAAGAACCUGCUUGAUAAAUAGGAUUUUUUUAUAAAAAUUUACUUUUUUAUUCCAUUUAGCCUUGUACAGUACAGUACUGUAUACAGUAUAUAUUACACUCUCCUUCUUAUUGAAAUAAUAAUACAUUAUUGUAUUUAUAAUAAAAUUUAAAAUAAAUGACUAGGUAUGCUUCAUGACCAGAAAAUUUGACUAUAGUACAUUAAUGUUGUGACUCCUCAACCAUGUGUGUUGAAUUAUAUACAGGUGCUCCCCGACUUACGACGGGGUUAGGGACCCAAAUCCAGGUCGUAAGUCCGAAUGGUCGUAAGUCCAAAUGGUCGUAAGUCCGAAUGGUCGUAAGUCCAAAUGGUCGUAAGUC